Postia placenta MAD-698-R-SB12 is the source of this 1452-nucleotide messenger RNA. RefSeq lists its product as hypothetical. Bases 1 to 1200 code for a protein of 399 amino acids. NCBI's taxonomy places the organism in Eukaryota, Fungi, Basidiomycota, Agaricomycetes, Polyporales, Adustoporiaceae. Gene Ontology annotation, molecular function: hydrolase activity. The transcript has 3 exons. The record is from RefSeq and is a predicted model, not a curated record.
AUGAAGUACUAUGCAUUCCGUCGCCAACCGUUUAAGGCACUGUACACGGCAGGCUCAAUUCUCGCGCUGAUUUUCGUACGGUUACCGUUCUGGGCGAUCGCCUACCUCGCACCAGGUCUACGUCCGCGGCGCAAUUGGUCUAUUGGACGGUGUCUGAUUGUGCUCAUAUGUCAAAGCUAUUCCAGUAUGCUCUUUGCCACCGAAGUCCCUGUCACUCAGCCCAUUGAUCAUGCUCCAUUGGAGGAAAACGACCAGGGCUUCGUAUGGAUUGAGCCUGUAUUCGGCUCUCUCAUUGUUGGCGAGAUCAAGGACAUGGCAGAGGUGAACGGCGUCGAAGCAGUGAGGGUAGGAGGAUAUUGGAUUGGGCCUCGAGGAAGGACCAUGCGUGCUGGCGAGCACGCCUUGCAAGACGAGAAGGUCAUUUAUCACAUUCACGGUGGCGCAUACUUUUCAUGGUCAGCAUCGCCAUCGUUUAUUUUCAUGAAGACAUGCUACGCCGGGUUUCUAGAACACUUUCCCGACGGCCCGCGCAUCUUCUCUCUCGAGUACCGACUCUCCUCGGCUCCUCCUUCGUCGCCCGUAUCCAACCCAUGUCCGGCCGCUAUCAUUGACGCAGUGGCGGGAUAUCGGUACCUCGUGCAGGAGCUAGGGUUCAAGCCCCAAAACAUCAUCCUCAGCGGCGACUCGGCCGGAGGAAACAUUGCCCUAUGUCUCGCGCUCUAUCUCGCCCGCUCCGCUCUCCCCGGUUUACCCCCGCCCAGAGCGCUUCUCCUCUUAUCUCCUGCUGCCGACUGGGGAAACACGCAUCUUGGCCCGGGUAGCUCUCUGCUACAGAACGCAACAACGGACUACAUACAGCAUGCAUUCCUAAGCAACUACACUGCUCGUGCGCUCGUGGGAAACCUCCCGCUCGAGACGGCAGCGACGAGCGUGUGGAUAUCGCCCGCCUCUCUGAAGCUCGAAUUCGUGCCUGGUUUAUUUGCAGGCCUGCCACGCACGUGCAUCUUUGUCGGUCAGGCGGAACUGGCUCUAGACCAGGCGCGCACGCUGCGAGAACGAAUUCAGGCAGACAACGGCGAAGACGCAGUGAACUAUAUGGAGUGGGCGGAUGUGACCCAUGAUGCAGUCUGCAUGCCGUGGCACGAGCCGGAGAGAACGAAGGCGCUGCGCGAAAUUGCCAAGUGGCUACAGAGUAUUUAACGCAUUCACGCCUCAUAUCUGUAAGCAACGCUUCUCCAGAAUAUUUUCUAAGGGAAGGCGCAAACAUCUCGAACACAUCCUGCUGGCUCGCUCGUGGUCAAAGACGAAGGCGAAAGCGAGAGCAUUUUCAUAUUUCUACAGUUGCGUUUCGAGCGGCUGUUGAACAGCAAUGACGAUGAUACAUAGGUAAGGGAGUAGUUGUACGGUAGAGGCCACUCUUUAUAGGUGUCAGAGACUAUACAUGAUUUACAU